Molecule: messenger RNA, 679 nt
Organism: Vigna unguiculata (cowpea)
Lineage: Eukaryota; Viridiplantae; Streptophyta; Magnoliopsida; Fabales; Fabaceae
Biological process (GO): nitrate import; root development; regulation of root development
Cellular component (GO): extracellular region
Molecular function (GO): hormone activity
Source: RefSeq, a predicted model, not a curated record
ACUUCUCAUAUCACUUCCCUUUGAAUCUAUCUCUCUUUAUUAUAGUAUCUGAGAUAACAACAACCUUGUUCCUAUCUCUUCUAAUUGCUCCUUCAGUGACCAUGGCUAAAUUUCAGAGCUUGCAAAAACACUUGUUCAUUUUUGUAACCCUAGUUGCCUGCUAUGGUUCCCUUGUAGCACAUGGCAGGAAAAUAAAUAUAAAGGCACUGAAGCAGCACCUUCCAGCACUUGAAACAAACUUUGAAUCACCACACUAUGAGGAAUCUAGGAAAAUGGAAGAUUCAGGUGCGGGCUCCACAAAUGCUUUCCGACCCACUACACCAGGAGGGAGUCCUGGAGUCGGGCAUGAAAUGAUUACAUCGUCAAUGGCGGAGGUUUCCAAAUCUGAAGGACCAGGUCACAGUCCUGGAGUUGGCCAUGCUUAUCACCAGAACAAAAUUGGAGAGGGAAUCUAAGCUAUAAUUGGAAGCACCAAAACUAGUGCAGACGCAUGCAUGUGUGCGUAAUAGUGUCAGUCUUUAAUGUUUUCUUUCUCUGCAUGCCAUGGUUAGAUGUUGUAGUAUGAGACCGGCUUUAGUUGCUAUUGCCUGGGUUGGUCUCCCAAAUAUCUAUCAUUCAAUUUGUUAGCAUUUCUAUUUAUAAUUGAGGGCAAAAUAAAUAAAAGAUCUUUUUAAAAAAA